Phaedon cochleariae (mustard beetle) is the source of this 4754-nucleotide messenger RNA. NCBI's taxonomy places the organism in Eukaryota, Metazoa, Arthropoda, Insecta, Coleoptera, Chrysomelidae. The record is from the annotation of a GenBank genome assembly.
GUAGUAUUUGUAUUUGUGUUUAUAUUAUUGUCUUGUAAUAAUUCAUAUUUUAUUGCAAUUUCAGUAUUCUAUAUUACUUUGGGAUCAGAAACUCUCCUUUCCAAUGUUUCUAGAAAACUCUACUUUGCAAAUAGAUACCUGACGUGUGGACGUAUCUUCAUACCAACCAUACCAAAAUUAUUAUGGUGCUCCAAAGACUUGGAUAGCAUUAUUUUUUCGACUUCAGAGAAAAGUAUGACUUGAAUUUAAACAAUGCAAAGGAAUUCCGAAAAAGUCUAAAAUGUUGAAUGUUAUUCCUAUUCAUCAUGAAGAAAAUUCCAGUGAAGAUGUAUCUGAUGUAUUUUUGUAUGCUCCUUGCCACUAAUAUCAAAACACUGAGCACUGAAGAAAAAUGUCCUAUGAAGUGUUCUUGUAAAAGAAACAAUCAGAAUGAUGAGUAUUUGAGAAUGGCCUGUGGUGGCAGAGAGGAAGGAAAAAUAUUUCAUCUUGAUGAAUUGGAACUACUAGAUUUAGCUAGUGAACUAGUACAACUGAACCUUUCAAAUAACACUUUGAAGUCCUUUUCACCAAAAGUAGAACUGAUAGUACUUCAAAAAUUGGAUUUGAGCAACAAUCAGUUGACUGAAUUACAGGCACAGCAGUUUGCUGAAGUACCAAAAUUGAGAAGACUGGAUUUAUCUGCUAACAGUAUCAGAUACAUUGAUUUGUUAGCAUUUGAUAAACUGAGACAUUUGGAGAGACUCAAACUAAACCAGAAUCAAAUUAGUGCAAUAGUGUUGGGUACAUUUGAUCCAUUGGAAAGCAUCAAACAGCUAGACAUCUCAAACAAUCCUCUCGUUUGUGAUUGUAGCCUGCUGUGGCUCCACGACUGGAGUGAAAGAACCAAAAACGUCAAACUCAUGUCCAACCCAAAAUGCGCAUCUCCUUCGACAUUCAAAGGCCGAUCCUUGAGGAAAUUGAGGAUAGGAGACGACAUCCAUUGUAAAUCGCCAGCAGGCACUAAGGGUCUGCCCAUCGUCGAACUAAAACCCAGGGAAAACCAAGUGGUCUUCGAAGGAGACCCUCUAACCAUUCAAUGUUUCGCUCCCAGCAUAUCAGAUUCCUUGGAGGCUCAUUCCAGGUUGACCAUCCAAUGGUCCUGGCUAGGAUCCGACCCAAAGUUAUUCUUUUCCAAUCUCAGGAUUGAGAAUGAAACAUUGGGAAGUGCCGGGAAGAUUUGUAGCACCCUUUCUGUACCGAAAUUGGAGAAAAAUCACACGGGAGUGUGGAACUGUUUGUUUUCCUCCAUCCACGGAAACUACUCCAAAGGAUUGUCUAUCAUCGUCAUCUCUGAUGACACGAAGUACUGCCCCAUGACAGUGGUUUCGAAUAACAAAGGGAUAUACAAUUGGCCGAGGACCAUAGUAAACCACACGGUUUCCAUACCCUGCGAGAUUUUGAAUUUGAACUACGAUGCGUCCUUUCAAAAGGCCACUUACUCUUGUACCAGCAGCGGCGAAUGGGCGAAUCUGAAUACUUCCAUGUGCUCCUACAUCUCUGAUACCACUAAGAUCCUCCAUCAGUUUUCGAUGGUCAAUGAAAGCAUAGAGGAGAGUGCCAAACAUUUCAAGAAUUACACUUCGAAUGUGGACAUUUUUAGAGAUGUAAUGGAUUUGGUGUAUGCCGUGUCCACUAUCGAGAAUUAUAUUAAAUUCGCGCCGGCGGAACAUAUCGGUAUUAUCGGUGCCAAUCUUGUUGAUUCUGUGAAUAAUCUGAUGGAAUUGCCUGCUGAUUAUAUAAGAGAAGCCGAUGUGGAAUAUGAUGUUUGCAAGAGGCUGGUUAAUGCAACAGAGUUCUUAGCAGAAAUUAGCAAAUCUAAUCUUCACAAGAGCAAUCUAGCUCUGGAAGUCUUCAAAGUGAAGAAGGAGGGCUUCCAAGGUCUGAAAUGCUCGUGGUACGUGAACCCGAACAAGCGAAAAGACACCCUGUUCUCGUGCGUGCCCAGUUACAAGCAGGACCCCGCCGGUUUCCAAGGUCGUGGCACGGACGCCUCUGUCACCAUACCGCACACUCUGUUCCAACAACUGCCAGCGACCGGCGGCGAUGCGAGCAGAAAGGCGUACGAUGUGCUGGUGGCGAUGCAAUCGUCCAACAAGUUGUUGCCCAUCGACGUGGGUAGAUACGGGCAGGAUGACGUUACUUCGGCGGUUGUGGGAGUGAAAUUGGUGGGCCACACGGUGAGGAACCUCACCGAACCGGUCUUCAUCAUGCUCCGAAUGCCGUCGACCACCAUCUACGAAGUCACCCCCUUCACCCCCGUGUGGUGGGACCCCUCGCUGAACAACGGCACAGGUAAGUGGUCCUCCGCCGGCUGCCACUUCACGCACGAGCUCCAAGACCAUCUGGUCUUCUCCUGCGAAAAUUUCGGCUAUUACGGUCUGCUGCAAGACGUCAGCAGUCUGGAGAGCGAGCUGAUCCUCGCCAAGUUCAAACUCUCCCACCCCGCCAUCUACAUCGGCACUUUCAUUUUGUUCGCUUCGUUCCUCGUCGUCAUCCUCACAUAUCUGUUGUGCUACGUCAGCAUACAGAUACCGAAAAAGGCGAAACACUCGCUCAUCAAUAUGCUCAUCGCCAUAGCCUUGUUGUGCUUCAUGUAUGUGUUCGGCAUCUACCAAACCGAAGACGUCAGGGUGUGUCAGAUCGUUGGGAUGCUGCUGCACUAUUUCACCCUCAGCUCGCUGCUCUGGAUGUGCGUAGCGGUGAACUGCAUGUACAAGCGCCUGAGCAAAAACGACAUUAUAAACAUCCAAGACGACGAUUUACCUCUGGAUCAACCCAUCAAGAAGCCCAUCCUCGGUUUGUACCUCGUAGGUUGGGGCAUAGGCUUGAUCAUUUGCGGUCUGUCGGCCGCCAUCAACAUGAACGAGUACGCUUCGCCGGGGUAUUGUUUCCUGAGGUCCGGCCCGGCGUUGAGCGCCCUCUACAUACCCUUCGUCAUUCUGUUCGUCUUCCUCCUGGUGUUCUUCCUGUUGAUCAGAUGCGCCAUUUAUAACCUGGACGCUAACGGACAUUUGAGCGAAGGCACUCAAGCGACCGAGCACGUGGACCUGGAUCUGCUGGAGCCGAACUUUCCGAAUGUUGACACCAGGAGCGUGAGGAGCGUGUCCUUGAAGACGGCGUCGAGCGAAGUGGAGGACCCAGAGCACGCUCCUUCGGCCCAACUCAAAGCCCAUGUGAUCUUCCUCCUCAUCUACUUGAUGACUUGGUUGAGUUGCGCUUUCGCCACCGUACCGCCUUUCCGCAUCGUUUCCUUCGAGGAGGAUCUCUUCAGCAUAGCCUACGCGCUCUUGGCUUCGACUCUGGGCACUUUCACUGUAUUUUUUUACUGUGUUGCGCGUAACGAUGUGCGCACCCAAUGGGCCAUCGUGUUGAGGUCGUUGAGGCGGAAGCGCCUCUGUAUCCGGUUCCGGUCGAGGAAUGUGUCUGACGCGUUCAUUUCCGUGCCGCAAAUUCAAAUACAGCCGUUACCUCUACCUCCUGUUUGUAAUAUCGAUAACCAGAUAUCGAGAUCGACGAGUAGGAGCUCCGCCCACACCAAAACCAAUUCUCACGCCAGCAAUGUUUACAAGGACGCAGUGGAUCUGAACGGGAGCUUCAGCGACCACCAGGGGGCGAAGAUCAACAAUGUGAAUCUCGUCGUACUGCAUAGGGCGCAGUACAGGUCUAACGUCAUACCGAAUAUCAUAGAAAAUCCGACGAACGCUGCCGAGGUGUUUUAUAAUCCCCACCAGAGUACGGUGGCGAGGAAGUUCUUCAAACGCCAGAAGAGGAACAUGUUGAAGAAGACGAACUUGCUGAAGCCGCCGAGAGAUGUCAACAGCGACACGGCCUCGGUGUUUUCCGAACCGAAUUUGAAGAUCAAGAACAUGUCUGAGAAUAACAUCUUCGGUACCAACAGCAAAGUCAACAAUACCAACAUCCACGUAGAAUUCAAGCGGAAUAUUCAACAGAAGAACCCGAAUAUAUUUUCAGACAGUACUGAAGAAUUCGAUUCUGUUAGUAAUGUACCGGUAGCACAUCUAGUGUACAACGCUGAGCGGUUGAGAAAGAAGGAACUGGGCAAGAAAAAGAAAUACAACGUGCCGAACGCUCAAACCUCUGAGCUAUCGGAGAAGCACAUGAGGUCGAUAUCUCAGCAGUGUACGCUCGAAUACAGUUCCGAAACGAUAUCAGAUUCGAUAUUGGACAAGAACAGCCCCGAAAAAAGUUUGUUGCCCGAUCAAGAGAGCUUUCUAACGGAAGCUAACGGUGGGGCAGCCUUGCAGCGCCAACAGAUCAGUUCGUUCAGUACUUUGACGGAUAACGAUCCCAACUACUGCCAGAUAGCCGAAUUGAAGGGAGACAGCUCACGGGGAAACGGAUACAGUUCCAAGAAGCCAGAGCCCUUUUCGAGCGACGUAGAAGGGUCCAGCUCUCGCUUGUUCGUAAACCCUUCCUUGGAUUCGAGGUUGGGCAAAGGUGAUGGACAGAGCAGGGCUAGUAGUGUGUCGGUGAGCGAUCUGGAUGAGUUGUAUCAGCAGAUCAGACGGGGGCCGCAGGCCAAGAGGUCUCGUAACUUUUAUAGCAUGUACAAUGCCAGUCCUUGUCUGUCUGACUCGGAGAUUAAUUCGUUCGUUAGUGAUAAUCGACAGCGACGCAAAAUUUCGCAUAGUCAUGAGGAUUUCGAUCGGUUGAGUGAUGAUGUCGAAACGACUGUGUAGGGGACUUGCAAAUUG